UAAUUUUUAGGUCGCCUUUGCAAGUUUCUGUACUUUUGUGUUGAUCGACUCCUCCAAUAUUCUAGAUGCAAAUAAAGCCUUCGUUUCACUUUCUUUAUUCAAUAUACUCCGAAUACCUCUUGCACUUCUUCCUAUGGUCGUUUCUUAUGGGGCGAAUUUUAUUAUUUCAAUAAAACGUAUCAAUAAAUAUCUUCAAGGAGAUGAGAUAGACCCAGAAACUAUUCAACAUGAGCCGAAUCCGCAUACUCCAGUUGUUUUAAGAAAUGGAACUUUUAGUUGGUCCAAAAAUGAUUCUUCUGUUCUCAAUGGUAUUACGCUCGAUAUCAAAGAUAAAAGUUUAGUUGCUAUUGUGGGUCAAGUUGGAAGUGGAAAAUCAUCCUUACUGUCAGCUCUUCUCGGUGAUCUUUACAAAACCGAGGGAUAUGUGAAUGUUUAUGGGAAGAUUGCUUAUGUCCCUCAAUCAGCUUGGAUCCAAAAUGCUACUGUUAGACAGAACAUCACAUUUUCACAGCCAUAUAUUGAAGAGAAAUACAAUAAAGUAUUGGAAGCAUGUGCUCUAACACAGGAUCUGAAAAUAUUAACUGGUGGAGAUUUAACAGAAAUCGGUGAAAAGGGCAUUAAUUUAAGUGGCGGUCAAAAACAACGAGUCAGUCUUGCUAGAGCAGUUUACGCAAACUCUGACAUUUAUUUCCUCGAUGAUCCUUUGAGUGCAGUUGAUGCUCAUGUUUCCCGUCACCUUUUUGAUAAAGUCAUUGGUCCAACUGGAAUGCUAAAAAAGAAGACCAGAAUUUUAGUUACCCACAGAGUUACUUUUCUACCUCAAGUUGAUGAAAUUAUUGUACUUAAAGAUGGUCAAAUUACUGAACAAGGAACAUAUCAUGAAUUAUUAGCUAAAAACGGUGAAUUUGCUCAAUUUUUACUACAAUUUGUGAGUGAGCAACAUGAAGAACUUGCAGAAGAAGACAAAGAAAUAAUCGAACAGUUAAAAGAAAAAAUGGGUCCUGAGUUUGAAAAAAGAGGAUCUAUUGUUAGAUCAGAAACUCUUUCCAAUAGCUCAGAUGGAAUUCGUAGACGAACCAUGUCCAAUGCCUCACGUCCAUCAACCAAAAAAGGUAACACUAGUCGAAGUAUGUCACAGUUACGAGAAGAGCCUGAAUCGACCAAAGGAAAUGGUGAAAAGUUCAAAUUAGUUGAAACUGAAGUCGCUCAGACAGGAAAAGUAAAAUGGGGAGUUUAUUGGGAGUUUUUUAAAGCUUGUGGCCUGGUUUCAUGCUUGCUUGUAAUUUUAGCUUUCUGUUUAUCAAGUACUUUUAACUUACUAUCGAGUCUUUGGUUGACUGAAUGGAGUAAUGACUCUCUUAAUCCAGCGGCUGCUAAUGAUACAACUCUCAGAAACAUUAGGCUUGGUGUUUAUUUUGGUCUUGGACUAUCGGAGACAACAUUUACAUUAACCAAUAGUAUUAUACUGAACUUCGCUAUUCUCAAAGGCGCUAGACUUAUCCACGAAAAGAUGCUUCACCGAAUGUUUAGAGCAACAAUGUCAUUUUAUGAUACAACUCACGGUUAUACCUCAAGACCCUGUUCUAUUUUCUGGAAGCUUCAGACCUAAUUUCGAUCCAUUCAGAAAUUUGGAAAUCUUUAGAACUUUCUCGUUUGAAAGGUGUGCAUUGAGUCAGGAUGGGUUAUGAAUGAAGGUUUCAGAGCGUAUUUCAACUGUUCAUAAUUGUUUAUUAAAUUACUGGUUUUAAUGAUAACUAUAAAUAGUUGAUUGUCUAAGCAGAGGUUACAACUUCGAUUUCAUCAUCAUCUUCAACUGGCUUUGGAGCUGGCUUUGGGCCUGGCUUGUGGAAUUGGUUGAAGAAUUUUCCAGCUUGGUCUUGAAUCUUUUCGUUGAUUU
This is a messenger RNA of Tetranychus urticae (two-spotted spider mite), 1897 nucleotides long. Its product is annotated as multidrug resistance-associated protein 1-like. Gene Ontology annotation, biological process: transmembrane transport. Lineage: Eukaryota; Metazoa; Arthropoda; Arachnida; Trombidiformes; Tetranychidae. Gene Ontology annotation, cellular component: membrane. The record is from RefSeq and is a predicted model, not a curated record. Gene Ontology annotation, molecular function: ATP binding; ATP hydrolysis activity; ABC-type transporter activity.